UUCGCGCAGAAACUGACACAAAAGCUGGGCCUCUGCAGUUUGGGGGAGGCAGGCCAGGCUCCGCCCCCACUGCCGCGUCCGCCAAUCAGCUCCUGGGACGGCCCCCUUCUCAGUACCACUACCCCCAUAGCUGCCCACCUCCAUCCGCAGCCUCCACCACCACCUCCACCAAUUUUCAAAUCCCAGGCUCUGUGUCUCCUCUCCCUGUCACAUCUCUACAAAGGACUCCCUUCCCUCUCUGAAGUAGCGAGUGUGGAAAUUGCUGGAAAACGGACCCUGCCGGUGAGCUCACCUACCCACAUGCUCCUAUUGAAUGUUGUUCAUAUGAUUCAAUUUGGGGAAAGAGGAUUGAAGGGAAAUGCGGAAAAGAAAUACGACUUGGAUUUGGACCAAAAUCCUAGUCAAGAUGAAAAGAAGCCGAUCCAGCCAUGGCGACUCCCUCUGCUGCCUUUGAGGCCCUUAUGAAUGGAGUGACAAGCUGGGAUGUCCCCGAAGAUGCCAUCCCAUGUGAACUGCUUCUUAUUGGAGAAGCCUCCUUCCCGGUGAUGGUGAAUGACAUGGGCCAGGUCCUUAUUGCCGCCUCCUCCUAUGGCCGAGGCCGCCUGGUGGUGGUGUCCCACGAGGACUACCUGGUGGAGGCCCAGCUCACUCCCUUUCUCCUCAAUGCAGUGGGCUGGCUUUGCUCUUCCCCUGGGGCUCCCAUUGGUGUACACCCAUCCUUGGCCCCUCUGGCCAAAAUCCUCGAGGGCUCUGGUGUGGAGGCAAAGAUUGAGCCGGAAGUGAAGGACUCCCUGGGUGUUUACUGUAUUGAUGCCUACAAUGAAACCAUGACUGAAAAGUUGGUCAAGUUCGUGAAGCGUGGAGGGGGCUUGCUCAUUGGAGGCCAAGCCUGGGAUUGGGCCAACCAGGGCGACGAUGAAAGGGUUCUGUUCACGUUCCCUGGGAACCUCGUGACCAGCGUGGCUGGCGUGUACUUCACCGACAACAAAGGAGACACAAGUUUCUUCAAAGUCUCUAAGAAGAUGCCCAAGAUCCCAGUCUUAGUUAGUUGUGAAGAUGAUCUCUCCGAGGACAGAGAUGAGCUCCUGCACGGGAUUUCUGAGCUGGACAUCAGCAACUCGGACUGUUUCCCGUCCCAGCUGCUGGUGCACGGGGCGUUAGCCUUUCCCCUGGGGCUAGAUUCCUACCACGGCUGUGUCAUAGCGGCUGCCCGCUACGGCCGGGGCCGGGUGGUCGUGACUGGCCACAAGGUCUUAUUCACCGUUGGUAAACUGGGCCCCUUUCUGCUCAAUGCUGUCCGCUGGCUAGACGGGGGCCGCAGAGGCAAGAUCGUGGUGCAGACAGAACUGAGGACUCUGAGUGGGCUGCUUGCCGUGGGGGGAAUAGACACCAGCAUUGAGCCCAAUCUGACCAGCGAUGCGAGUGUCUAUUGCUUUGAGCCCGUGAGUGACGUCGGGGUCAAGGAGCUGCAGGAGUUUGUAGCAGAGGGCGGGGGCCUAUUCGUUGGGGCCCAAGCCUGGUGGUGGGCCUUCAAGAACCCAGGAGUGUCCCCUUUGGCUCGAUUCCCGGGAAACCUCCUCCUCAACCCCUUUGGCAUCAGCAUCACCAGCCAAAGCCUCAACCCCGGGCCCUUUCGCACCCCUAAGGCAGGAAUAAGGACCUAUCACUUCCGCUCCACCCUGGCCGAGUUCCAGGUGAUCAUGGGCAGGAAGAGAGGGAACGUGGAAAAGGGCUGGCUGGCAAAGCUGGGCCCGGACGGCGCAGCCUUCCUGCAGAUCCCGGCCGAGGAGGUCCCCGCCUACAUGUCGGUGCACCGGCUCCUGAGGAAGCUGCUGAGCCGCUAUCGGCUCCCCGUGGCCACCCGAGAGAACCCGGUCAUCAACGACUGCUGCAGGGGUGCCAUGCUCUCCCUGGCCACCGGGCUGGCCCACUCGGGAAGUGACCUCUCUCUGUUAGUCCCAGAAAUGGAAGAUAUGUACAGCAGCCAGUACCUGCGCCCCUCGGAAUCUCCCAUCACUGUUGAGGUCAACUGCAACAAUCCAGGCACCAGGUAUUGCUGGAUGAGUACCGGGCUCUACAUACCAGGAAGGCAAAUUAUAGAGGUCUCAUUGCCCGAAGCUGCUGCCUCUGCUGACCUGAAGGUACAGAUUGGCUGCCACACUGACGACCUGACCAGGGCCAGCAAGCUGUUCCGAGGCCCACUUGUGAUUAACCGCUGCUGCCUGGACAAGCCCACGAAGUCGAUCACCUGCCUCUGGGGCGGCCUCCUCUACAUCAUCGUGCCUCAGAGCAGCAAGCUGGGCGCUGUGCCCGUCACCGUUAAGGGGGCUGUGCGUGCCCCCUACUACAAGCUGGGGGAAACAUCCCAGGAGGAGUGGAAAAGGCGUAUCCAGGAGAAUCCAGGCCCCUGGGGAGAGCUGGCUACGGACAACAUCAUCUUGACUGUGCCAACUGCCAACCUUCGCACUCUGGAUAACCCUGAGCCACUGCUUCGCCUCUGGGACGAGGUGAUGCAGGCCGUGGCCCGGCUGGGGGCCGAGCCCUUCCCACUGCGUCUGCCUCAGAGGAUCGUGGCCGACGUGCAGAUCUCAGUUGGCUGGAUGCACGCGGGGUACCCCAUCAUGUGCCACCUGGAGUCGGUGCAGGAGCUCAUCAAUGAGAAACUCAUCAGAACCAAGGGUCUCUGGGGCCCUGUGCACGAGCUGGGCCGCAACCAGCAGCGGCAGGAGUGGGAGUUCCCUCCACACACCACCGAGGCCACCUGCAACCUGUGGUGUGUCUACGUGCACGAGACGGUCCUGGGCAUCCCUCGCGGACGAGCCAACAUCGCUCUGUGGCCCCCAGUUCGGGAGAAGAGAGUCAGAAUCUACCUGGGCAAGGGUCCCAAUGUGAAAAACUGGAAUGCGUGGACGGCCCUGGAAACGUACUUGCAGCUCCAGGAGGCCUUUGGGUGGGAGCCGUUCAUCCGUCUCUUCACUGAGUAUAGGAACCAGACCAACCUGCCCACAGACAACGUCGACAAAAUGAACCUGUGGGUGAAGAUGUUCUCCCACCAAGUGCAGAAGAAUCUGGCUCCGUUCUUUGAGGCCUGGGCCUGGCCGAUCCAGAAGGAAGUGGCAACCAGCCUGGCAUAUCUGCCCGAAUGGAAGGAAAAUAUUAUGAAAUUGUACCUCCUCACACAGAUGCCCCACUGAAACCGAAGUCAAGAAACAUAAAAGAGAACUGACACGUCUCAGCCAACAAAACUGAAGGGAUUUGGUUAUUAGUAAAGAAGAUCUCAACACAUUUCUGGAAGAGAGAAAAUGGAUGAAGUGAUAAUGAAGGAGUGAAGCUCCCUUUCAGACAGAAAAUAAGCUGAUCUGAACACAUAACCCCAAAGAGACUUGGGCAUCUGAAAAGUCUAUCUACUAAAGAAUUAUAUUAAUUGUGAAAUUGAACCCCAUCCCAUUCUACCCAAACCAUUGUGCACAGAACACGGGAAAUCUACCCUUGGUUUCAGUUAAAAGUCUAUUGUUGUUUGUAUAAAGGAAUCGAAUAAACUGCCUGAGGCGAGGUAGGAGUUCGUGUUCCAAGAUAAAACUUCUCUUUUUGUGGAAAUAAGUAACCCCCUAGCCCAUUAGCUAAUUCUGUACUGACAGUUGAGAUCUUGGUUACUCAAGUAACCAAGUGCUUCUAGUCAUAGAAGGGUUUGCUGGAGAAGCAGACUGACCACACAGUGGCAGAGGGAACCCACAGCAACUCCCAUAUAACAUCAGCAGUCAUACUAAUUCUUCAGUGCAAAUGGUCAGCUAGGAAUUCCCAGACACUGAGCCUUGGGAGCAGGGGUUGGGGAAAGAACCAAGAGAGAAUUAUCUAAGAAAAAUAACCAAUUAGAAUCAGGAGAUUUGAAAACUACAGCAAACUCUGGGGGAAACAGAGUUAACAUGGAAAAAAGAUAACUUAAAAAUCUAACUAUAUCAUCAGAGAGAUCUGAGGUGUAUUUGUUAGAUAAAAACAGGAUGCUACAAAGAAGGGGAAACCCUGAAAAUAAGAACCCUAAGGCGAAAUAAUUUUCCCUAAUGUGAAAUAACUUUCCCAAAGGUGAAAUAUUUAGAGACAGGCUGGAAUAUAAAGUCAAGCUGAUCUCCCUAGAUAACAGAGCAAAAAGAAACAGAAAAUAUAAAGAGAGGGAAGAGACAUAGACAAUCGAUAUCUAACUGUUAGGAGUUUCUGGAAGAGAGAACAGAAAAUGUAGGUGAAGAAAUGAAAAAGAAUUGAACAGAAAGAACUAUGUCUCCAAAUUAAGGGGACCCCAUUCAACCUACAUGUAGACACAAUCUUGUGAAAAUUUGGAACAUUAAGGAUAAAGAAGGCAAUGAAAGUACCGAGAGAAAAUAAAACUAGGUCAUAAUUAACUCAACUGAAAAGGGAUGAAAAUAGACUGGGAGCAGAUUUUUCAUCAGCAACACAAUGCUAGGAGCCAAUAGAGAAGUGUCUUCACAUGGAAAAUCCUUGUACCCAGAAUUCCACAGCAAGCCAAACUGUCAAGAGUCAAGUCAAAAGAAAGAAAUUUUCUGACAUGCAUGUUUCCAGAAAGUCUACCUUCUUUGCACCCUUACUGAGGAAGUACCUUGAGGAAGUUCUCCAGCAAAAUGAGGAUGAAAAUCGGGAAAGAGGAAGAAGUGGAAUCCAGAAAACAGUGGACCUCACCCAAAAUGUCUCACUCCAGAGUUGCAGUCAUUCAACAGGAUGUCUCACUCUGGAGUUACAGUCAUCCAACAGGAUGGGCUUACUCCAGAGUGACAGUCAUCCAACAGGGAUGUCUCACUCUAGAGUGACAUCCAACAGAACGGGCUUACUCCAGAGUGACAGUCAUCCAACAGGAUGGGCUUACUCCAGAGUGACAGUCAUCCAACAGGGAUGUCUCACUCUAGAGUGACAUCCAACAGAACGGGCUUACUCCAGAGUGACAGUCAUCCAACAGACGGGCUUACUCCAGAGUGACAGUCAUCCAACACGAUAUCUCACUCUAGAGUGACACUCAUCCAAUAGGAUGGGCUUACUCCAGAGUGACAGUCAUCCAACAGGAUGUCUCACUCUAGAGUGACAGUCAUCCAAGAGACCCAUUUCAGAUGAGAGUACACAGUCUUGGGCUCCCUGGGGAGAAUAUGCAUUAUGUACCAUAGGGAGUAUCACUGAGAAGCUGGAAUGUUUGAGAAUACAGAGGAGAUACAUUCUUCAGUCAACAAAAAGAAAACAAAACAAAAAUACGUCAAAUUCAGGUCCAAUUAUGCAACAACAGCAAAAAAUACUCAUAGAAUGUAAGAAGAGACUCGAUUUGACAGCGGCGGUAGGUACAUUUCAAGUGACACAGGAAUCGUGACACUGGAUAUGUAUGGAAGAAAAUAUCCUA
This is a messenger RNA of Camelus dromedarius (Arabian camel), 5392 nucleotides long. RefSeq names its product TRPM8 channel associated factor 1 (gene TCAF1). The record is from RefSeq and is a predicted model, not a curated record. Gene Ontology annotation, biological process: positive regulation of anion channel activity; positive regulation of protein targeting to membrane. The transcript has 10 exons. Bases 429 to 3194 code for a protein of 921 amino acids. Gene Ontology annotation, molecular function: transmembrane transporter binding. NCBI's taxonomy places the organism in Eukaryota, Metazoa, Chordata, Mammalia, Artiodactyla, Camelidae. Gene Ontology annotation, cellular component: plasma membrane.